AUGUUUUUAUUAGCGUUUCGUAUUGAUGUAGCGAAAACUUUACAAAAAUCUAGUCUAUCACUACCACCCCCAGCACAACAUGACCGUCCAUCUUUGCAAUCAACAGCAAAUGAAAAUUAUCUUCCAAAUUCACGUAGAAAAGUGCUGAGUGUAGCUUCAUCAACCAGUGCUCAGCUUGAUAAAUAUGAUCAUUGGCCUGCUCAAAUAGCAAAGGGCUGCUGUCAAAAUCCUAACUGUAUUGAAUAUACAAGAAUAUCAUGUUCAAAAUGUGGUCUAUGUUUAUGUUUGAACAAUAAAAAUAGUUGUUUCAAAGAUUAUCAUCAUAAAUAA
Messenger RNA from Rotaria sordida, 330 nucleotides. Lineage: Eukaryota; Metazoa; Rotifera; Eurotatoria; Philodinida; Philodinidae. The record is from the annotation of a GenBank genome assembly.